UCUGCCUGUUGAAGUCCAACUUUGUCAUUCUUUUUGAUGCAAAACAAAGUUGGUCAAAGGCAAUUCAAUUUAAUUCCACGGAAUUUGAGGAUGAAGUUUGUUGGCAUUGUCCCUUUCUCACCUGUCUUUACAACACCUAAAACACUCGAGCGAUGUUAAUACUUUACCACCUUAUGUGUGUAGCUGAGAAAGGUAAGAAUAGGUCUGGAUUAGUAUUCAACCCCCAAAGACCCCUGCAAUCCCACGGAAUGGAUCCAACGUUGUCAAGACUGUGCUCUAACAAAAAUUAAAGGGAGCCCUGGGUGCUCUGAAACUGUAAAAUCUAGAGUGCCCAGCAUAUGAUUUGUAUGAAAAAAGUAAGAUUUUCUAGUCGCCCAUGAGCAAAAAUGAAGCUUCAGGGGCCACCAGGCUCUGUUAGAGCACAGCCUUGGUUGACAGCAUUUUCAUCUUAUACAGUCAAAGGUCCUUAAUUUGUAACCACCCGAUCUCAUAAGAGACCACCUACCAUAAUCAACCACCUGUCCAAAUCACCAAAGUUUUCCUAUUCAAAGCCUCAUGGUUGGAACCUCUCCUUUUUAUAAAGACCACCUUCUGUAAGUUACCAUGACCACUUUUCACGGCUCUUGGUUUAAUUAUUAUUUGUUGUUUUUAACCUCUUGUAAGUAACCUUUUGACACUUGGUUUGAUCUCUUGUUUGCUGUAUAUACUAUGCUACUUAGAGUAUUAGAAGAACAACAUGGGAUUACAUAUAAAUUAUUGCAACUCAGAAAUUCCAUGCAACAGAUUAAAUUUGAUUCAACCGGUCAGAAGCACUACCCACAUCUGGGUAGUGAGGUGUCAUCAGUAUGGAGUUUCUCUGCUUGUUUCUCAGACAUCAUUGGGUGGGGAAACCAGUGGUAGCGCCAGCAAAUGUCAGCUGUUUUCUCAGGCUAAAUCAGAUUUUGCAUGCAACAGAUUAUCUUGUAAUUAUAUAUAAUACAUGUGUCUGCACCUCUUCUUGCAAGAGACCCCCUGUGUUCAAUUCUUGUGAACAACCUCCUCCUGGAAGUGACCAAUAGGUCUUUGCCUUUUGGGUGGUCAUUUAUAGGUGGUUUAACUGUAUUAAAUAAAUAUUAAUUUUGUGUAAUUUAUUUCUUAUUUUAACGUAAUUUCACUGUGAUUUUUCUUUGACCCUUGUUGUAACUUUUCAGCAGUGUUGUACUGAGUCAUAUAACAAGAAUUUCUUGAAGAACAAGGCAGCCCAAGUCUUUAGCUUGAUCUUUGUCUGUGAUUAUCCUGAGAAGGUUAGCUUAUUUACAUGUAUUGUUAUUUCAUGUGUUAUUGUUAAAAAUCAUAACUUCUCACGCACUGAAUGCCAUUUGUCUGCUAUGCAACAAUGCAACAGCACAACCAUCACAAAAAGUUUUCAAAAAACAAAGGAAAAAAUAGAAAAACAUUCCAGAACCCAAUACACUGCUGUCAAACUAACACACACUUCUUUAGUGGGAGGGAGGGAAACACUGUUGCACUGUUUGUCACGAAAAGAAAGAACUGAGUCAUGUUAUGAGUGUGAAUACUGAUACCUGAAAUUGUAACUUGACUAGCCUGCGUAGCAAGCGUUUCUGCGCGAGUUCGUCAAGAACAUUGGGACGAGAGCAACAAAAAAAAGGAAUGACAGGGGAGGGGGAGGGGCAGGGGAGAGAAGGAAACGCUUGCCCGCAAACCCCAUGAUUUUGAAAAACUGUGUUCGCCCACGAACUCAGCUUUUGAUUGGUUGGUUGCUGGUAGUGUUGAUUACUUAGCACCCGAAACAUCAAUCAAAGCAGGUAUGUUUUGUUGACGUGCGUCGCAGAUCUGGUCUGAUGUUAUUUGUGGUCGCAGAUUACAAAUGCUUUGGUCUGAUAUUUAUUUGAAUCAUGUUUGUGUGAAGGUUUAUCAGAUCUGAGUCUCUUCAAUCAAAAGUAUAAUUGGAGAGCAGUGGAGACUAGUGAAGGCCAAUUUAUUGGGAAUGGCGGCGUGCGUAUCUGACUGGAGGUAACAUCAAAUAAAUCAGAACAUCGGUAAUAGACACUAGCUAGAGCCGCCAUGGAGAAGUGAUCGGAAAUUGAGCGGCAUGUAUUAAAGAGAACUUUUCGACACUGGCUAGCCUAUAGAAAGGAGCUGCUCUGCAAAACUUAUAGCCAGCGGAGUGAAUUGUUCCGGACAAAUCAUUUCUUUGCGGCGUUGUGACAAGGUUUCAGAUGAGAUAAAGCCACAUAACAUUCAAAAUAUCACUUACGUAACUGUAAAGAACAAGAAAUUCCGCAGCAAUCGCUUAGAGUUUCAACCUUCUUUUAACGUAAAGCUUCUUUUUAUAAAAUGCAAUCGCAUGGAGCGUGUUUUAGGGAACAAAGUAAAUUUUUCAGAUCUGGUAAUCUAUUCGUUAUCUAUCUUGACGUGCUGUCAAUUUACAAAUGAACCAAACCGUGAAAUAUCAAGGGGGGUUUUCCAGAAUCGUAGGGGCAGGCAAGCAUUUCCUUUUCUCCCCUCCCCUUCCCCCUUCCAUUUUUCUUGCUCCCGCUCCAACUUUCGCACUAUAACUCGACUGGAAACACUUAUGCUACGCAGGCUAUAACUUGACAGUUAGACAGUGUUACACACUCAUUGCUGGUAAACUCACACGUUGCAGCCAUGAGCCCCCACACCAAUGGAACCAGGCACCUGUCACAAUGAUUUAUCAGGGAAAAAUUAAAGGGAGGGAAGGGUUGGGUGAAAGGCACAAUCCAAGGGCUGAACAAAGCGUGUAGCUGCUUUGAAAGCAUUGUACUAAGCACAUGGAGCUGAUGUUAGCAAUUAAGGCUGACUGCACUUGAGCCACCACACUGACCGCUGACCAACAGCACGCGACGAUGCUCCUUGUUAUCAGCUGCCUUAAUUUUGUUUAACUUCAUGUUACAUUUCUCUUCUCCCUGUAGUGGCCGCUGUUUUUCUCAGACCUCCUCCAGUGCUUGCAAUUAUGGAGCAUUAGCUGUGGAUAUGUACCUUAGGAUUUUGAAGGCAAUUGAUGAGGAAGUGGUUGAUAGAGAUGUGAUAAGGAGUCAGCAGGUUAAUUUUGUGAAUUGUUUUUAUAUCUAUGUUACAAUAUCCAUGGGUUACCAUCAAACAGAAAUUUAUUACCUAUUCAAUUAGAACUAUAUAAAGUGGAACCCUGCUCUACGGACACCCGCUUUAUACGGACAGUUUCGUUUGUCCCGACAAAAAGCUCAUAUAUUUUCUCUAAAAUUAACCCACUUUAUACGGACACCGUUUAAUACGGACAACGGACCCUUUUCUGUGUCCUGAGUCACAAACUCUCUUAUAUUGUCAACCCUGCUUUACGGACACUGGUUAUCUGCACACUGUCUAUUUUCAUUGUCACUAUUAUGUGAUAAUUGUAGACAUUGUACUCUGUUCAAAUAAUGACAGAUUUUUACGGGUGAAUUAAUUUUUCUUACAGUACUAAAAAGAUAACAGUAACAAAGUGGCGUGACAACUUGAUUUUGAACAGUAUUUCUUUCUUCCGGUGUUUGACUCUUGUACUACGUAUAGUCCUUUAAUAAAGUUUUUGUGCCUCAUGUUACACACGUUUCACUUCCUUGGCUUUUUGUUGCAGUCAUUGCUUUUAACCUUCUUCCUCUUUGACGUUGUUUGCUUGCUGCGAGCUGUACCAGGAUCAUCUUCCGCUCGUAUUGAUGGGUUGUUGCUAACGUCUAGUAAUUGUUCAAGUAAAUCCACGUGUUUCCGAGGACCAUCAAAAAUGUAAACACAUGGUAUUUCCAUACCAAGACCUCCACCCUGAUUGACUGCCUUUCCACAUACUUCUACCAAUAUUAAUCCUUGGUUCGUAAAACUGUCUGCUUUGGUCUUUAUAUCGAUAAAACAUGUGUUCCUGACAUUUUCUCUGAGAGCCCAGUCUUAAUAGCGGAGCUCUCGCGCGCGAAGCGCGCCAGCGGAGCACCAUGGGUAAUAAAAUUUGGUAAACUAUCCAUCCGAUAAAAUUUGGUUAUGACGUAGCGUACGCCCGCCCACCCACCCGCCCGCCCGCCCACCCGCCCGCCCGCCCACCCGUACACACACUUCAUGUAAGCCGAUGUCAAGUGUCACACUUGUCAGGACCAUGAAAUAAAUAACAACGGAGACUAAUGCCGCUGGAAGAAAAACAUGAAAAUUAUAUAGCGGCGGUUAGAAAAUGAAGAAUGCUAGCGGCUACUAAUGUGAAAAAGCAGCGGCAGUGAAAAAAUAGAAUGAACAGGAACACAAACAUUUCCUCCAUAAAAUGCGUAAAGGAAGCUAAAAGAAGUUUCACGUUAGUCGUGUAAAACAACGGUAAGGAAAUGUACAAAAAAAAAAACUGCUGCACGUGCAGAGUUGUUUUUUUGCUAAUUAGAAAAAAAGUGUGCUGCACGUUGAAAGUUGUUUUUUUGCUAAUUAGAUCUAUUGUUGUUGUUUUUAGCGUUUUCGUUGCUUUCAACUUGUUUUAGUAUUCAUCGAUUUUAUAUUUUCUUCGAGGAAUCCAUAAAUAUUAAAGAGAGCUUUGCUUUUAGCCCUGGCUAAAUCUAUAUAUUACGGACACCUGGAUAAUACGGACACUAUGGCAUGUCCCCUUGGUGUCCAUAUAUAUUAACCGGGUUCCACUGUAUUGUACUAUGUCCUAACGUCUCAUUUGCAGUGCAUAGAGCGAUUGAAGCUGAACCCAUAAUUAUUUAGUAGGUGUCUAUAAAGCAGGGUCUGACUGUGCCAAAAUUUUUAUAUUUGCCUGAUAUACAAGCUUGUUAAAGUUGUGACAAAGUCCACCAUGCCACACACAUUAAGUUGUUGGUGCUAAUAUCUAAACAUGCUGUGCAAAGGGCUACAUUGUACAUGUGUGAAAUAGACCUCUUUAGCUUGUAUGUUUUGUUUUUCCAAUACAGGCCAUAUGGUAAUACCCUAGAGAACUGUUUCUUUCAAAUUUUGUCUUAUUCAUGAGCAUAUCUACUCAUAAUUUAUGAAAAGACAAAGGAUCAAGUUUCCCUGGGACCUCUAUUGGGAAAACAAAACAUACAAGCUAAAGAGGUCUAAAUGCUUUUUCUGAAAAUCAAAAUUCUUUUGAGUUAAGACAUUGCUUCUACAAUCUUGAUUGUUGACAUCUUGAAACUUGAGUCAUCAUUUCCCUUGUAGAACCAGACAUAUGCAAAACCUAUGCUCAUGCUAUUUGUUUACUAUGUUGGACUAUGUUUCAGCUAUGUUAUGUUCACUACUGCCUAUGUAUUAACUAUGUAACACACCAAACAACAUAGUCCAAAGUAUGCAAAAUCUAUGUUGAAACUAUGUUUAGGCUAUUCGAAAAGCACAUAGCUUUUGAAUACCUAUGCAAAUACUAUUCAAAAUCUUUUCAUAGUCUUGACAUAGCUAUGUAUUUACUAUGCAAUAGAAAGUUCUGCUUUUCCUUCCGAUUAGCAUCCUAUGUAUUCACUAUGCAUAAAAGUAAAAUAGCUUUUACAUAGCAUUUCGAUCUUCACUUUUAUUUCCAACAAGUUUCUUAGCUUUUACAUAGUGCUAUGUAUAUUCUAUGCUAUGUGAUGAAACAUAUUUGCAGCCUAUGUAUUCACUAUGUGACAUUUUCAUUUAGCUUUAUCAUGAGAUAAAGGCUACAUAGCUUUUACAUAAACAUAUUUUUUCCUAUGUCACUCAUAUGAAAAGUAUAUGUAGUCUAUGCGUUUCCUAUGUGAUAUUCCAACAUAGCUUUUAAGUGACUAGGCAUGUUGAUAGUGGCGCGUACAGAAGGCUAAGCAUACUUCCAAAGUAAAAAGCAGUGUUUUAAACUAAAACACUGAAAAAUCAUGUACUACAAUUUUUUUUUGUGCUUGAAGAUAGUUUCUUAGUGAGAAGACUUUUGUUAAGCAUUGAAUCGCUACAUCCAUCAUCCCUGUCUUAACUUUCCUUUCUAGCUUUUCCCUAGAGUUCUUCACUUGAAAUGAUACUUCCAUGCAUCAUUUUCUUCUUUUACAUUGGGUUCGAUCCUUCGUCUUGAUUGUGGACGUCUCCUGAAUAUAACUGCAUGGUCAAAACUGCGAAACGCUACCUGCCUCGGUGGAUGUUUGUCAGCCAUUUUGUUUCCACUAGUUCCCAGGGAAGCCCGUGAGUUCAACACAUGCGUAUUUUGCGUUUUAUCGUCACGUGGGCCUUUUCAACCAAUGAAAAAGUGUGAAAAUUGUCUGUUUCCACGCGGGCGCUUUCAAGUCAAAGAAGACGAGCUGUAAGCGUGCGUUUUUACAAGAAGACGCUUCUUUUUACUUCAAUUUACAGUCUUUUUCCUGCCAGGUUCAACAAAAAGUAUUCCUAACGUUGGUAAGUGAUGUUUUUCUCAAUUAAGUUUCGAUUUGCCUGUGUUGUCUCCCCUUUUCGCGUAUCUGAACAAGGAUCGGUCGAUCACGCUUUGAUACUCCUUCGUUUCAAUUCUAAAACGUCAGGUUGUUUUUAUGUUCAUUUGCCUUAAAAUCUCCACUUUUCUGUUUGCAGACACUUAUUCGUUGCAGUCAAACGGAAACUGUAUGGCACUGAAGAGCACGACAUCAGCAAAAAGUCUACACGAUAAGCAAACUUAAACUUGGGGUUUCGAUUCUGAAACCUCCAUGAAAAUACUGCAUUUGUGUUACUAUUAGUGUUCGUCAGGUAUUAUAUUGCCAUAGUUUUUCAAUUUUUCGUUUCAAAACCUAUUUCUUACCAAUGUAAAAGGUAUUCUAAUUCAUAUUUUUAUACUAUUUUUACUAUUUUGGUGAUUUUUACGAACGUAUUUUAAACACUACAUUUGCUUAAGCAGAUCGAAACCAACAUACAUAAGAGACUAUGUCAAUUCUAUGUAAUUUCUGUUUGAACUCUAGUUAAAGCUUGUGUAUGUGAUAUGUUUUACCUAUUCAAAUACUAUUAAAAUCCUAUUUCAAACCUAUGCAAAGACUAUUUGUUCUGUGUUUUCCCUAUUUUAAUGCUAUGCAAAGUAUAUGUCACCUUUAAAAAGGCUAUGUUUUUCAUAUGUUUUUUCUAUUUCUAGGCUAUCUAAAUUCUAAGCAAACCCUAUUCAAAAGCUAUUUAAUCAACUGUUCCCUGUUCCAUUUUACUAUGUAAACUCUAUUUCAGUCCUAUGUGAAGGCUAUUUAUUUUCUAUGAUUUUUCUAUGAGGUUGACUAUGAAGUCUAAAAUCUCUUUCCACAAGCUAAGUAAACUGUAUGUAUAGGCUAUGUGGAAACUAUGUCAUUUCUUCCUUUAUUCCUACCUUUAAAAACUGCAUAGCUUUUAAAUAGGUUCCGUUUGACUAGCGAAAACAUAGCAUUUUCGAUACAAAAAACAUAGUCCUGGCAUAGAAACAACAUAGGAUCUGGUUAAAGCAAUGUAUGAGUGAUUAACAUAGGUUUUGCAUAGCUUUGUGACAUAGCAUUUGCAUAGAUUCUACAUAGUGUCUGAUUCUACAAGGGUUCCUUUUUCAAGACUCAGAUUGAUUAUUAAGACUGUCAACUUUUGAUGAGUUUCAGUUGGUUGCACUUGUACAAGUUUGUAAAACCAUUUACAGAUGAAUCAGUUUAGAAGCCAAAUAUAAUUUUUCUUCCAUGAACAGGAAGUAGAAAGAAACACAAACAUUAAAGAUCACAUCUGGGAUACGUGCAUCAAAGAGCUUGUUGACUCUUGGUUUCAGAUUUUGGUAGGUGGAAAUCAUGUACCGGUAUUUUAGCAAAACAAUCAGGUUGAUCUCAGUUUUAUUGACUGCUAUUUUGUAUUAUGUUUUGUAUGCAGAAAACAUGAAAAUAGUGUGUCAUCAAUAACAUGCCUUUGCCUGGACAUUAUUGGAGCAUAUAUUGAAUGGAUCGAUAUUGGCCUGAUUGCAAAUGACAGGUUUAUCAGGUAACAUGCAUUCAUUGUAAAAAGGGCAGAGUAAAAUGCAGAUUGCGGACUGACGGUGGACUAUUGUCUUUAGGGUUAGAAAACAAUGGGACUUUUAAGUGAAAAAUGAUCCUCGCAGUUGUUAAUUCAACUUAUGCAAUUGUGUAAGAGAAGCCCGAAAAAAAUUCAGGACUUCAAGGGGAUUUGAAUUAACCCAUGACCUCGCGAUAUGGGUGCAAUUCUCUAAUCAACUAAGCUAUGAAGCCACUGAUGUUGGGAGCAGGUCAAUUAUGUGUUCAUAUGUUCCCAUGAAAGAGAUGAAAUGUGACAAAUGUAAAUAAAUGAAAUAAAUCAUAUAUGAGAACUGCGGAAAUGAAAUCAAGUGAAGCAUGAUCCUCGCAGUUGAUGUAUUUCAUAUACAUUUGUCGCAUUUCAUGUCUUUCACGAGAACAUAGAGAAGCAGUAUCCUUGAACCAGAAGAGGUACUUGAAUUCAUGUGUAAGACUAAGCUUACUAAGGUGUACUAGCCUGUGUGUCAGACAUGGUUUAACCUCUGUAUAGCAGCAGUGCUGAUAUCCUUGUCUUAGGCCCCCAACGGACUCGGGAAUUACCAGAAGUGUGUAUCAAUUUUCCUUUCACCUUGAUAAGCAAAUCAACAAUGGCUUUUUUAACUGGCCAAUCAUGAUGCAUACUCAAAUCCAUGUACACAGGUGGAGGCCCAGAAGAAGGGUUUCAGCGCUGUUUCAAAUGACAUGAACAGAGUUUACAAACUUAAAGAACUUAGAUUCCUUGCUGAUAAACUGUUGGUCAUCCUCAUUGUCGUG
This is a messenger RNA of Porites lobata, 8672 nucleotides long. NCBI's taxonomy places the organism in Eukaryota, Metazoa, Cnidaria, Anthozoa, Scleractinia, Poritidae. The record is from the annotation of a GenBank genome assembly.